UCAACUCUAUUUCAUUCAGUGACACCAUCAUGGGAUGCUCAAGGCUGUUGAUCUUGGGUUUUGUCCUAAAUGUUGCUCACUGCUUGGAAACUCUGGAUGCAGGUGAAGAGGCAGAGGUUGAGACAGUACGCAGCAUCACAGCGCUCCUGGGAGAUGAAGUGUAUCUGAGCUGUAUAUAUCUGGGUGAGAAUGAAAUCUCGGGUGCCCACUGGAAACGCCAGAGCAAUUCUAAAAAGAAGAUGAUGAGACUGGCGGGAUUUAACGGGGACCGGCCGUACAGCUUUGACCCCAACUUCUCCGAGCCAGCUUCUCGUACCAACCUCACAUGUAAGGUGAACAUAUCCAGCGUGGAGGCGGAGGGAGAAUACACCUGUGUGUUCGAUUCAGAUGAGUACGAGAUCAUUGGCAAGACGACUGUCACUGUAGUAGCUCAACCUGAUAUUGAAACCCUGGUGAACGAAGAGACUUUCAAUGGCACCCAAUACCAAUCUGUUUCCUGCUCUGCUGCCAACGGAAGACCCAUGCCUCAGAUCAGCUGGUUGGUCAACGGGCUUCCCCCCUCUGUUUAUCCCUUUACGGUCGAGAUGAGCGACACCGUUCACCCAAAUGGCACUGCCACCAUGAGGAGCGUCCUCCGCUUCCCAACCCACCUGCAGGACGAGGAGAGUGUCACCUGUGUGGUGCAACACCCGACCCUACCUGACCCCCAACUCACAACAGUGAGGGUGGCAACUUAUGUUGCUCCAAAUGUGACCAUCAAAGCAGAGCUGGUACAACAGGAGGAAGGGGAGUUCUGGGUGGUCUCUUGCAUGGCAUCUGGUGGGAGACCUGAGACUGACAUUUCCUUGGUUCUGGCCACUGGAGAAGAGCUGCAGCAGGAAAAUGACACAGACUCAGACAUACAAACAAGCUCAUACCACCUCCCUGCACAGGUGUAUGAGGGGCAAAACGUCACCUGUGUUUUUGAUCACCCCAAAUUUACACACAAGGAGUCACGAGUGAUUACACUGCCUUCCUUCUAUUUGUCCAGAGUUCAGCUCUUUCAUUCUGGGACUGGACACAGACGCGAUGAGAUCAGUGACAUUGAGUCUUUGGAGCUGCAGGAAGGACAGAGUGAUACCAUUAUUAACCUGGAAGCCGCUGGGAAUGUGCCACGGUAUUCUGUUUCUUGCAACAAAGAUGGCGAGCGACUGCCUGAGGGUGUGGAGGUGGUGGGUAGUUCCCUCAGGGUUCAGGCUCCUUUGGAGUUUUACCAUGGUGGCCUGUAUGAAUGUGUCCUCUCCUAUCACACACACAGUGCGAUGAUUCAAUUCAACAUCACAGUUAAGCCUAAAGAUAUAGAGCCUGUUCCUCCCAUGAUAAGAGUUGAUUUGCAGAGCGGAGCUGCACGCAGGGUCAUCGAGUGCUUAGCAGCUGAUGCUGUUCCUGCAGCCAACAUGUCCUGGCUUCUACCGGAGGGUGUGUCUGGUGUCUCCUCAUUCAAUUUCACUUCUCAUAAUGGAAGCCACUCUGUCAGAGGAGUUUUACUCCUCCCUGCCUGCUCGCCUUGGGAACUCACUGUAGAAUGUGUGAUAAAUCACCCUGCUUGGGAGAAGCCGGAGAACAGAAGCAUAACCCUCCCCGUUUGCGCUCGCCCCAACAUCACUGUAAGCUCCAGGGUUGAGUGGAGAGGAGGUGAAAGGCACUCAGUGGCAGAGUGUCGUGUGAACAGUGUUGCACCUGCAGCAACCAUAACCUGGCAUGUUGCAAACACUGACGGUGACAAUACCACCAGUCAUUUGCAGCCAACUGGAAGGAUGUCUGUGGUGCAGGCCAGUGGCUUGGUGACGGCUCACAGCACGGUGCAGUUCCGCUCUUCUUUAUAUUCUGGUCAGAAGUUGACCUGUGUAGUGGAGCAUCUGAGCCUGGAGGAGCCAGAGAAAAGGGAGAUCUACAUUCCUGUGUACAAAGCUGCAGUGCUGAAUGUGUCUGUAGUGAGACAGCAGGACUCUCCUCUCUGGCUGGCAGUGUGUGAGUACAGAGGGGAGGGUGUCACGGCUAACCUUGCCUGGAUCCUUCCUGAAAAUACCACAGGCCAAAGCACACAGUUCUCCGAGUAUGAAGGGCACACGGUGAAAACCAGGCUAACAUAUCAGUUUCCACUGGCCCGUCACGAGGGGCAGGCCCUGACCUGUGUGAAUCGGAAUCAACAAGGAAAAACGGAGAACAGGACGGUGGAUGUCCCCAUAUACUAUAUUUCCUUUACGAGAGCCGGAGGCCAUGCAGCUCCUCUCCAAAGUUACCGUCAUGGCAAACACCUCAUACACAAACUGGCUCUCAAGGAGAAUCUUCCCCACCAGAAGUUGUUACUCCAUGUCUAUGGAAACGCGCCAGUGUACAACAUCACUUGUCAAAGGAGUGACGGCUCACUUGUCCCGAUGGAGGGCACCGCAAUGCUCUUCCACUCGAAGGUCACAAAGCGUGACGAGGGCAUAUACAAGUGCCAUGUCUCCUUCUGUCAUCACAAGGCUGCAGCCUACUUUCAAGUGGAAGUUGCCAGUUACGAGGAACAAAUCUGUACACUGGUGAUCAUCUGCAUCUCUUCAGCCUCAGCCAUCUUCCUCAUCCUCCUCGUCAUUCUCUGGGCGUUCUGGGGAAAAUGUGAUCAUGGGCAAACGAAGAAUGCGGAGUCCUCUUCAGCCUUGACAUCUCUGAUGCAGGACCCCUGCUCUCCUGAGCUGAAAAAGGCACCGGUGUCAGGAGGAGACAAACAGGAAUAUGCCCACCUGGUCAGUUACUCCAUCGUACUUGAUGUCAAGAGUACUGUCUGAAAAAUGAAGUAAAACAAAAUAAAAAAACCUGCACAGUGGGUAGCAAAUCCACCUUUUAUGUACAUUGAUCAAAGAUUAUAAUUGAAAGCUUGGUAGCUCUUAGAAAACCGCUUUCUUCAGCAUGUCAGCUUCUUUUUCGAGACUCGCACAGACAGGGCAGUGAAACUCAGUGAUGAGAGAUAAGAAUUCCUGUUUAUCUAGUUAAGCAUCUAUUCUUGUUUUUUUUUUGUUGUUGUUGUUUUUGUUUUUGUUUUUUGCUUAGUUAUAGAAUGGCAUUAAUGAUAAAUACACGUUGUUGCACUUUUUCAUUUUACUUGAAUUUUACAUCCGUUGUGUAAUUAUGUGCAUCCUGUUUCCAGGUAACAUUU
Messenger RNA from Myripristis murdjan (pinecone soldierfish), 3178 nucleotides. RefSeq lists its product as uncharacterized. NCBI's taxonomy places the organism in Eukaryota, Metazoa, Chordata, Actinopteri, Holocentriformes, Holocentridae. Gene Ontology annotation, biological process: homophilic cell-cell adhesion; heterophilic cell-cell adhesion. The coding region runs from base 30 to 2810 and encodes 926 amino acids. The record is from RefSeq and is a predicted model, not a curated record. Gene Ontology annotation, cellular component: adherens junction. The transcript has 14 exons.